ACUGACCCUGAUGAUGUUGAUAGAGGAUUAAGGGGGAAAGGGACAAUGGUGAUAGUGUCCAAGCUUGAACUAGAUCAAGCUCAAUUAGUCGUGAUGAACAAUAAUGCAGAGGUUCAACCAUAUAUAACAUAAGUACCUUUUUUUUAUUAACAUUACUUAAGUCACGAUGAACAAUAACUUGAUUUACCUUACUUGUUUUACAGUGACCAUAUGGAGCUGUUACAAUCAAUGGUUCCAAGAAAUCAAAAAAAUAAACAAAAAUGGGUUGCAGACCAACAUCGUCAAACUUUCAUUGGGUGGUUAAGGAAUACCAUUAUAUCAAAGUUGAACGAACCGAAUCAUGGAGUAUCUGAUGUGUUGAGUCGUAUUGCCCUUGGACCAACUUUUGCGGUUGCAAAGCAUGAAGCGUACAUUGUAAGGGGUAAACGUUUUCAUACAAAGUCAAGAGAUGAUGCUCGAGAGGUUCAAAAUAGUGGUAUACGUAUUGUCGCAGAAACUAUGCACUUUGCAAGUGCAAAAGAUAGAAACCCUGUUUUAGGUACUAUGACGUAUUACGGGGUCAUUGAAGAAAUAUGGGAGCUCAAUUAUUUUGCGUUCCGAAUUCCACUUUUUAAAUGUUCUUGGGUUGACAACAACGUUGGAGUAAAAACUGACGAGCUUGGUUUUACUUUGGUUGAUUUAAGUAAGAGAGGAAGCAAGAAUGAUCCAUUCAUCAUGGCUAGCCAAGCAGCUCAAGUUUUUUACAUUUCUGAUCCGGCUAAUGAUAAAUGGUCUAUUGUUUUAUCGACACCAGAGAGGAGGUUCUUAGAGACUGAAGAGGAUGAGGAGAAUGCUGACUUAUGUUACGAUGACUUCAUUGCUGGACAACCAAUUCAUGAUCAACUUAUGGGAAUUGAUCGUAAUAUUGAAGAAGACGACGCUGAAUACAUUAGAAAUGAUAUCAAUGAGGGAAUAUGGGUCAAUUGUGAUUCAGGCAAACAUAAACAAAAAAAGAAAAGAAAACGUGUCUAAUUGGUAACUUGAUAUAUAGCUUACUUUAUAUUGUGGUUGUGAAUGCUCCUGAAUACUUAACAAUUUGUUUAUGCUUUUAAUAUUUCAUAUACACUACUUGUUAUAUAUAUAGCUAACUUUAAAGUUUGUUUGUUAAUGGUGUAGACAUGGCCAACUCAGAAUCAGAAUCUGAUUCAGGCGCAGAAAAUGAGUGUCCAACCCUAAUACCUACACGAGGGCCGACGCAGAUGAAUGAAAUAUCCGAACUAAUGGAUCAGGGAAAAAGAGUGGCCCUCGAGGUUAAUGACAAAGGACAAUACUGCGGGAAAAGCUAUGCGAAGCUCGUAUCCACUCUAGGAGUCAGAUGCCGGCAGACGAUAGGGUUGUCCUAUAAAAACUGGAAAGAAGUCAACCCGACUCUGAAAAAUAAAGUUUGGAAAGACAUACAGACGGGGUUCAUUGUGCCGGACUCCUUCAAACAUGAUUGUCUCAUCCUAGCUGGGAAGUUAAUGAAAGACUUCAAGAAUAGGAUGACAAAAGACAUCAUAAUGCCCGCUUUGAAAGAGAAGGAUCUGGGACGACUGGCACAAGUCCUUGAAAAGCACCCCGAGAUCGACGCUGCUAAUUGGUGCAAAUUUGUUGAAAGUCGACUAACUCCUGAAUUUAUGGUACGCUAAUUAUAUUAACACUAAGAUAAACUCUUAAAUACAAGUACAUGUAUCUAAUGUAUUUUUUUGGUAUUGUAGGAAUUGAGUAAGGUGUAACGUGAACGUUCCUCGAAAAUUCAAUCCAGACAUCGAAGUGGUCGGAGUGGAAUGGUGAACGUACGGGAAGCUGUGGUAAGUAAUGCUUAAAAUUUAAUGUGCUAUAAUGUGCUAUAAAAUUUAAUUGGUACUCAUUUCAUUGUUAUAACGUUAUGUAGAAAAAGGAUCUCGAAGUUGCAGAUCCCCCCCGCCACUGUGUUUGGAUUAAAUCUCGCACCAAGAGUCGAAAACUUGUCAGUGAUUACGACAAGGAAAUUGCAGAGAAGAUAGUAAGUAUAUAUUAAUCCUUAAUUGAGUUCUACUCAUGAGUUAGUGUAUAUAAUUCAUAUACUAAUUGCUUGAAUAUAUGCGUGCAUUAGGCUCAAUUAGAGGAGAAGCUUAGUCAGGGACAAAUUCAGGUCUAGGGCCAAAACGAUAUCCUGACGCAGGCGCUCGGGACACCAGAGCAUCCUGGACGUGUCAGGGUUGCUGGGUAUGCUAUUACUUGAAAUGUUAUUUAUUUAGUUACACAAAUAAAAUCGUAGCUAAUUUGCAUUUUAUGAUUUGUAGGUUCCUGACCAGGGCAUCUCAACUGUUCGGCAGGAAGAAAAUGGAAGUGUCUGAUGUUGUGGCUCGGCAAGUGAAGG
Messenger RNA from Cannabis sativa, 2380 nucleotides. RefSeq lists its product as uncharacterized. Lineage: Eukaryota; Viridiplantae; Streptophyta; Magnoliopsida; Rosales; Cannabaceae. The record is from RefSeq and is a predicted model, not a curated record. Bases 211 to 1011 code for a protein of 266 amino acids. The transcript is spliced from 2 exons.